AUGAGCCUGACACUUUCAAAAUUGGAAAAGGCACAGAAGAGCCUAAACAAGCUCAUGAAGGUAGACAAGGCAUCUGCCGGCAUUGCAUCCCAUGUUGUCGACAUUGCUACCAACAAGUUGAUCAUUGAGACUCUGGCUGACAGUCGCGACCAUGCCCAGCAGUUGGCUUCUAAGGUUGGACUGGCUGAGUCUGAAUUUGCAGUCCGCACUGUUAGCCAAAUGCCCUCCACUAGAGCCAGUGUUAUUAGCGGUGACGCAUUUUUGAACCCUGAUGCUAGUCUUCGUUGCUCGAUUGGCUUUGCAGUUACCAACGGUUUUAUUUCAGCAGGACAUUGCGGCAGACGAGGUCAGCGUGCGACUGACAGCAAUGGAAAUCCACUCGGCACGUUUUAUGACUCUAUCUUCCCUGGCAAUGAUAUGUCAUAUAUCCAAGCUGUACAAAGUGACACACUUUAUGGCUAUGUCGAUGGCUAUUCGGGUAGCUACUACCCCAUCUAUGGCAGCCAAGAAGCAGCUAUUGGAGCUAGCAUUUGCCGUUCUGGCUCUACCUCCGGACCUACAGGUGGUACAAUCCAGGCUAAGGGACAAACUGUCAACUAUGCUGAGGGUACUCUCUAUGGACUCACCCAGACCAACGCUUGUUCCGAUCACAGCGACUCUGGUGGCUCAUUCCUUACCAGUGGACAGGCACAGGGAGUUCUCUCAGGUGGUGACGGGCAAUGCACCUCGUACUAUCAAGAGGUCAACCCUAUUCUUCAGAAGUAUGGCCUAACUCUUGUUACCGCCCAACAAUAA
[Torrubiella] hemipterigena is the source of this 795-nucleotide messenger RNA. NCBI's taxonomy places the organism in Eukaryota, Fungi, Ascomycota, Sordariomycetes, Hypocreales, Clavicipitaceae. The record is from the annotation of a GenBank genome assembly.